AUGACAACUUCGUCUCUAGAUUGGGAUAGCUUGUCCUACAAACUCCAACCUUGGAUACUGGAAGGCAUUUCAUCCUUGGGUUAUGAUAGCAUGACACCUGUCCAAGCUUCGACUAUCCCUCUUUUUUGCAAACACAAAGAUGUUGUAGUAGAAGCAGUUACGGGGUCAGGAAAAACGAUGGCUUAUAUCAUUCCAGUUUUGGAAAAAAUUGCCCAAUAUUAUGCUCAGGACCUUCCUUUACUUAGAGGUGAUGUGCUGGCUAUGAUCUUACUACCAACAAGAGAGCUGGCCAGUCAAGUUCAGCGAAAUUUUGACCAACUCUUGAAAUUUCAGCCGGACGACAAUAAGAUCACAACUCAACUAUUGGUCGGUGCCGUUGGUUCUGUGAGAGAAGAUGUCUAUAGCUUUUUACAGAAUAGGCCACAGAUAUUAAUUGGAACUGUGGGCAGGAUGUUGGAGUUCCUAGGCUCGUCCAAUGUUAAACCAAAAUCUUUGCAAGUGUUAGUCUUGGAUGAAGCCGACAGGCUACUGGACUUGGGUUUUUCACACGACGUCCUAACUAUUAUCGAAAAGCUUCCAAGACAAAGAAGAACAGGGUUAUUUUCUGCUACAAUCAGCAGUGCUGGCUCCGAUAUUUUCAAGACAGGAUUGGCCAAUCCUGUAAGAAUUGUUGUGAAGAAUAAUAACAGUGAUGGUUCAAAGAAUGCUGUUCCAGACUCAUUGGGUAUUUCCUACAUUUCUCUAACAACAGACAAAAAAAUAAAAACUCUAUUGGAGUUGCUAUUCAAAUAUCACUACAAAAAGGCAAUUGUUUAUCUACCAACUUGUGUUGGAGUUCAAUAUUUUUACUUACUACUGCAAGCUUUGAUAAAUAAUUUAGACUUACCAAUCUCGUCCGAAGAUUUGAAUUUGUUUUCCAUUCAUGGUAAGUUAGAAACUGCAGCUAGAUUGAAGGCCUUAAAUGGGUUCGCUGACAGUUUUGCCUCCAAAUCUGUAUUACUGACUACAGACGUUGCAGCUAGAGGCCUUGACAUUCCUGAAGUAGAUUUGGUGAUCCAGUUAGAUCCUCCAACGGAUCCUGACAUGUUUCUUCAUCGUUCUGGUCGUACUGGAAGGGCAAACAAGGUUGGUAAAGCCAUAGUUAUGCUUAACGAGGGAAGAGAAUUGGACUAUAUCGAUUUUAUGAAGGUAAGAAAUGUCCAUAUUAGUGAGCUUAAAUUCAAUGGCGAUCUAGAGCUAGAUGAAAUAUCUCAAGCCAUGCACAGUUGGUUGCUCGAUGAUAGAGCUAGAUACGAUCUAGCAGUACGAGCAAUGGUGGCCUUCGUAAAGUCCUAUUCAAAACACACAGCAAGUUCAAUAUUCAGGUUACAAGGGCUUGAUUACAUCAAACUUUGCAGGAUGUAUGGACUAUUUCGAGUCCCCAAGAUGCCUGAAACAAAGUUCAUAACGAAGGAGAAAUAUGAGGAGGAAAAUGUUGAUGAAGAGGGGUGGAUAAUCAAAGUUGAUAUGGAUAGUUAUAAGUAUUCUCAUCCUGAUAAAGAAGAGAAACGUUUAGAAGAGCUGAGAACGCAUAAGAAGCUCAAAGAAAGUAAGUUAAGGGCUGCUAAGAGAAGAGAGCAGAAGGCAAAGAAUGCCUCUUGGAGUCUUCAAACUAAGCAGAAAGAAAUAAAACAGGAACGGAGAUCUAUCACUGAACAGCGGCAAUUGGCUAAAGAACGAGAACGAAUUGCAAACUACAAUUCUGACGAUGAAGAGAAUGAAGUUGAUUGGAAGGAUGCGAUUAGGGAGCAGAAACGUCGGAAAACAACAUCCACUGCGGUGCAGGGUUCUUUUGAUGAUCUAUAG
This is a messenger RNA of Komagataella phaffii GS115, 1845 nucleotides long. Its product is annotated as Putative ATP-dependent RNA helicase, nucleolar protein. The transcript has a single exon. NCBI's taxonomy places the organism in Eukaryota, Fungi, Ascomycota, Pichiomycetes, Pichiales, Pichiaceae. Gene Ontology annotation, cellular component: nucleolus. Gene Ontology annotation, molecular function: nucleic acid binding; ATP binding; RNA helicase activity. The coding region runs from base 1 to 1845 and encodes 614 amino acids. The record is from RefSeq and is a predicted model, not a curated record.